This is a messenger RNA of Liolophura sinensis, 640 nucleotides long. RefSeq names its product translocon-associated protein subunit delta-like. Lineage: Eukaryota; Metazoa; Mollusca; Polyplacophora; Chitonida; Chitonidae. The coding region runs from base 60 to 581 and encodes 173 amino acids. Gene Ontology annotation, cellular component: endomembrane system; membrane; endoplasmic reticulum. The record is from RefSeq and is a predicted model, not a curated record. The transcript has 7 exons.
ACUGAGAAAAUAUCAGAUGGUUGAUCCACGUCACUCGAGAGCCUCUUUCUCGUUCCAACAUGGCCGCUACGAUGAACGUGGUUCUUCUUCUGUCUGUUGUUUUCCCGGCUCUGGUCUUCGGUAGUGAUGUCUGUUCAAGCCCUGAUGUGCAGUAUGAAGUAUAUACCACUCCAGAGACUGUAUUGUCAUCAGAGACCAUCUUUAUCAUACAGUUUAAACUUAACUGUAAAAAUGGGGCAAAGAACUUAAACCUGUAUGCAGAGAUAAAUGGGAAAACCAUUGUGGCCACAAAAAGUGUUGAAAGCAACACUUACCAGAUUAGCAUUAGUGAUGAACAUAAAAAUUUGCCAGCUGGUUCUUAUCCAGUAAGACUCUUUGAUGAGGAUGGAUAUGCGGUUCUUAGAAAGGCUCAGCGAAGUGGUGAGGACACAAGUAAUAUUAAAGUUCUGAAAACAAUAACCCUUCAGCACAAGGGUUUGUGGACUGGUCCGUAUGUACAGAGCGAGUUUGUCGCUGCUGGAGUUGCCGUGUUGGUGUGGUACCUUGCCUAUGCUGCCAGAGGAAAACUGCAAACAAAUUGAAGAUAUUUUCACACUUUAUAUGAACAUUGUAAAAAAAAAUAAAUAAAUAAUAAAGGACA